CCCCCAUAACCGAACCACCGCGCAACCCCACCGUCCCCCGAUUCCAAGGGUUUCCCUAAUCGACGACAGCUCCAUGGAACCGUCGCCUUUUCCUCCGGCCGCCCCGCUCGAUGCACCAAUGGAACCCCAUCUCCCGCCGGCGGCGACCGAGCCGUAUCCUUCUUCUCCUUCUGCCGGCGUCUGGGAAUUCACCGAUCUCCUCGACUUCAACAUCGACGAUCACUUCUCUCUCGCCUUCGACGGUUCCGCGGCGUUGGAUGAUAUCCCCGAUGUGGAUCCCGGCCACUUGACGCCCGAUACUCCGCCUCCCGACCGGGUCAGGAAGCGGGACCCGAGGUUGACCUGCUCCAAUUUCUUGGCCGGCAGGGUCCCCUGCGCUUGUCCGGAGCUGGACGCGCAAUUGGAGCUGGAGCGGGAGGAAGGCGUCCCGGGUAAUAAACGUCCGCGUGUUGCCAGAGGAGGAGGGCCCGGGGUGUAUCGGUGCCAGGUUCCCGGGUGUGAGGCGGAUAUCGGCGAGCUGAAAGGUUAUCACCGGCGGCAUAGGGUGUGCUUGCGGUGUGCGAAUGCGACCGCCGUUGAGCUCGAGGGGGAGACAAAGAGAUACUGUCAGCAGUGUGGGAAGUUUCACUUGCUUUCGGAUUUUGAUGAAGGGAAGCGAAGCUGUAGAAGGAAAUUAGAGCGUCACAACAAUAGGAGACGUAGAAAGCCUGGUGCUAAGGUGGGGACUAGUGUGGAUAGUUUGCAAGCUGAAGAUGCUGCUGCUGUUGUUGAUGGUGAAGCUGAAAAAGAGGGUUUAAGCUUGCAGGUUGUGGGGAAGGAAGCUCUGGUUGUGAUAGAAGAUGAACCUGUGUUUCAAUCUGAACCCCAGAAAUUGAACAGCGACAGUGGUGCUGGUUCAGCUGAAACCCAAUUGGAUGCUGGAAAUGCUGAUUCUGGUGGGAAGUAUGACUCCAAGUUGUCAGGCUCUCCUUCUUAUUUCGACAAUAGGACUCCUUACUCAUCGUUGUGUCCAACAGGUCGCAUCUCGUUCAAGCUCUAUGAUUGGAAUCCAGCAGAGUUUCCGAGAAGGCUCCGUCACCAAAUAUUCCAGUGGUUGGCUAGUAUGCCUGUUGAGUUGGAAGGAUAUAUUCGUCCUGGAUGUACAAUAUUGACUGUGUUUGUUGCAAUGCCAAAAUUCAUGUGGGCGAAGGUGCUCGAAGAUCCUCUAUCGUAUGUGCACAAUUUUAUCAUUGUUCCUGGAACAAUGCUGUAUGGAAAAGGCCCUAUGAUCAUUUAUCUGAAUGAUAUGGUGUUCCGAGUAAUGAAAGGUGGAACUUCAGUGAUGCAACUCAGUAUUGGAACACAUACCCCUAGGCUUCACUAUGUUCAUCCAAUGUUCUUUGAGGCUGGGAAGCCAAUGGAGUUUGUUACUUGCGGAAGCAACCUAUUCCAAUCCAAAUUUCGGUUGCUGGUGUCAUUUGAUGGGAAGUAUUUAGCAUAUGAUCACUGUGUUGGACUACCCAGCGGUAGUACAGAUGGAGCAGCGACCAGGGACCACCAGCUGUGCAAGAUUUCUAUUCCUUGUAUUGAUCCUAAUAUCUAUGGUCCCGCCUUUAUCGAGGUCGAGAAUGAAAGCGGUUUAUCGAACUUCAUUCCUGUGCUUGUUGGAGAUCAACAAAUCUGUUCUGAAAUGGAAGUAAUACGGCAGAGAAUGGAAUUAUUUGACGCAUCUCAUCCACCAACAGGUCUACUACAGUGUGAGGUUUCAGAAACCAGGCAAAGAAUACUCUCGGAGUUGAUUGUGGACAUAGCCUGGUUGUUGAAAACACCUUCCCAAGAAGAUAUUAAGCUAAAAAGGGCCUCCUUUCAGAUCCAGAAAUUUAUGACUUUGUUGCAAUUUUUGCUGCAGCAUGAAUCAACCUUCAUUUUGGGGAAAAUCUUACCCAAUCUGAAAAUCCUGAUGGAUGAAAUAUAUGUAGAUAAUGAUGCUGAUGCUAAACUAUUACAAAAAUACGUGGAUGAUGCCCAUAGGUUUCUUCUCCAACAAGCCAACAGAAACAAAGGUUUGGUUUCAGAGUCAGAGUGUACUAUGCAGGAUCAUGGCGAUGUAACUCGAUGUAGCUCUGCGAUUGAGUUUCCAUCUGUUGCUGCAUGUUCCGAUGAGGACAUAGAGAGUAGACCAGAUAACUGGCUGAGGUUAACGAAAGGCUCAAGUCAUGAUGUUACAAGUGACAAGAUUCCGCUCCUAAAUGGAAGAGCCAUCAAGUCGUGCAGUCUCAUUCUGUCCAACCGGGUUUUGAGGUCACGGCCCGGGAUGUUUGUAAUUGCUGCCAUGGCAAUGUGUCUGUUAGUAUGCGCAGUGCUGCUCCAUCCUCACAGUGUUAGCAAAAUCGCUGUCUCGAUCCGGAGCUGCUUGACUGAUAGUAGGUACUAACACCAGCCUAGUAGACUCUUUGUUUGUAAAUUACUCAGCCAGCUGGGGCUAAUCUGAAGCUGACAACCGGCUCGAAACAGCUCGGGAGCUUGAUUGAAAAGCCGCCUCAGUUUGACAGGCCAAAGUGAUUAUGCCAUGGAUAUGAAUGACAAAUUGAAUCAGAGGUCGAAACCUGGCAAGGCAUCCUCGAAUCAGAUGAAGAAGACUGCCUGGUUUUUUUUGCUCCGUGGCUAGGAAACGAAAUUCUUUGUAGGGCUUGUCUAUAUAAUUUUCGCCUACCAUCUUUGUUUGUGCUCUCUUAAUGUAGAUCUUGGCAGCCAUCAGAUGGCUGUCCUGUUAAUGUAUUUCAUGUGUAUUUUCUCGUGCUGUUUCCAUUUCUCUCUUAUGGUUGAAUCCACUGUUGGGUUUCAGCGGAGAAACUUUUGUAGCAGCAUUUGAUUAGCAGUUGCAUGUGGUGUCGAGUUAACCCGAUUCAACGAUAAAAUUUGAUGUUGGGACUAAACUGGUCGACAAUGGCAUGUAGCCAGGAUUCGACUGGGUAGGAUCUACUAAGAAAAUAGAAUGUAUUACAAGGCAGAAGGAAGCACCAUCAAAUUUUAUUAAGAGAGGAUAUCAAAGCCACAAUGUCAAAAGGCAAAGAAGGUAUGCAUUAGAACUAAUUUUUCAAUGAUGUUCUAUCCGCGCAACCUAGAGUUUGCCAGAAUACUUUCUGGUGUUCCAAAAUAAACUUCAGCGGGAGGUUGGUACUUUCCCCAACUGCUUGGUGUGUUCUUUCCUAGUCCGUGCAUUGGUCUUUGUACGUUGUCCCCUGCAAGGCAACAUAUCGACAUGCCUGAUCCCUCUGUAGCAUCCGCUGUCUAUCAGCUUUUGUACAUCGCCACUGACACAUCGUUUCUGGAUCUCCUCCAGUCAAGUACUUGGAGACUUCCUCCUUAAGUGCAUUAAGUUCGACACCGGUCAAGUCCUUGGUAAGCUUGUUCUGGACACUCAAGUCCACCAGAAUCUGAUGAGCCCUGCUGCGGCCAAUUCCAUGGAUGUACUGAAGAGAAAUCUGCAGCCUCUUGUGGUUUGGAAUCUCCGCAUUCCCAACACGGAGGCAUUGCACUUGUUGACAUCGUAACUGAAUCAAUUGGUUAACAGGGGAAGUUCAUAACACGGAAAUCACAAAGCCGAACCCUCUACAUGUAAGAGCAGCCUAUUUCAGGAAAACACCGCUAGGGCAAAGCAAAGAACCCAAAAUGAACUAAACCAAAGAGCUGUCCCAAGUUUACUGUAUAUUGGUCCAAUCUUAUCUAAUCCACGCCCGAAGAACCAACAAUCCCCUCGAGUCCACAUUCGGGAAAAAGGCUUCAACUUUCUCCAAGCAACAAGCAUAGAAAUCCAAGAAAUGUGUGAAAAUUGAUAGUAAGUGAACAAGAGGCACGAUCGGGGAAACCCCUAGACCCUUAAGCUCAAACCCUAACCCCUGACCUGCAUAGAUAAAUUGUUCAGAAAUAAAUACUCACCGCUAGGUUGCGAAGGAGGCGCUGACUGACAUCGGAAAGCGAUCUGCCAACCCCAAGCAUUGAAUUGGUGGAACCAGGAAAACAGACAGCGGAGAAGGAAAACAGGUAGCUCACUGGACGUCUGAGUUCGGUGCAGCAGAUAAAGGUGACACCAUUUUAUCAAAUCGGAAAUCAUAGAUGAUUAACUAUGUACAAGGAAAGCAAAAGCUUUCACGUAGCCCACAAUGCCAAGCAACCCAAUUUGCAUCGACAUGGAAGGAAAAUUGGCAGAUUAAAUUCCAAACAAUGGACAGCAGCAGAUGGCAGGGUUUCAGUUACUAGUACUAGAACCUAUUCAUCACAAAUAGGUUCUCUGCUGCUACUACAUACUAAUACAGUUAAUAGUACUAGAAUCUAUUCAUACAAGAAUCAUUCUCAUGAAUCUAUACUUGUCGCCCCAUCUCUGUCUCACAUCAUUCAUGAAAGAGCAGCUGAAACCAACAACAACAAAAAAUCUGAAAUCAGGGGCUCCUACCAAAUUGAGGAGGCGGCGGCCACAGCUUGCAAUGGAGGCUAUGAAUGCGACGACAGGAUGUGGAUGAGGCGACGGCGGGGAUUGCGGUAACGGUAGAAGGAGAAGGAGCCAACGGCGGCGAUGACUCAAGGAUGAGAUGAAGUGCGAUGGUUAAUCGCGGAGUCGACUGCGGGCCGGCUUGUAAAAGGAUUGGACGAAGA
Molecule: messenger RNA, 4632 nt
Organism: Linum tenue
Lineage: Eukaryota; Viridiplantae; Streptophyta; Magnoliopsida; Malpighiales; Linaceae
Source: the annotation of a GenBank genome assembly